AAAAUGGCGUAAAACCCCAAUAAGAGCUAAAACCCACCAACGAUUCGCACCUUCGUCCUCUGCCUGCAGAGUUCAAAUACUGAAGAGAAAUAGAAGAUGAGUAGGGCCUCCAGUCUCUUCCAACUAUGCCAGAUUCCUUCUACCAAUAUGCUUCUCAGAAGCUCCAAAUUCCCCAGAGGUUUAUAUGUGAUACCUGGUUGGAAAAUUUAUCCGACCCUGUAUUUCUGUAAAAGCUUGCAAACUACUACGUAUGAAGUUGUCAAUGGAAGCUAUGUUCCCACUACACAAACUAAACAAGAAAAGGAAACAAAGGAAAAGUCAUUGGCAAAACUUGAUACUGUUGGUGCAUUUCAAAAGCUACCCAUGGUGAUGCCAUCUGUUGAUAUACUUCAUUCAGCACUGAGGAAGGCAAAAAGGGUUUUACCUACGAAGGGCAUUGCCAAUAUUGCAAAGCGAGAGAGAAAUAGAGGUGCAAAACAACUUGAUGCACUGAUGAAAGAACUGGCAAUUUCCUUGAGGAUGUAUCUGGAAAGUUUUCCAAAGAAGAAAUAUCUUCACCGUUAUGAACGUUCUCUUAUUGAAUUAACUCUUGGUGAUGGAAAUUAUGAAGAGGUGCUGGGAAAGGUUGAUGCUCUGAGGAAGAAGGUGGUUUCUGUUGGAAAGGAACAUGCUUCCCUCUGUGCCAAGUCCUUAACAAAGCGUGAAGCAGAGGAAAGACUGAGUGAGGGUAUGAAGAAAAUUGAAGAGAUUUUCAAUCAGGAUGCAAAAGUUGUCGAUGAUUUGUUACAUAUUGCCAAGACCUUAAGGGCAAUGCCAGUUGUUGAUCUGGAAACACCAACACUGUGCCUCGUUGGGGCUCCUAAUGUGGGCAAGUCAUCGUUGGUCCGUACACUCUCUACAGGGAAGCCAGAGGUCUGCAACUAUCCCUUUACAACAAGAGGAAUACUUAUGGGUCAUAUAGUGCUUAACUACCAGACUUUUCAGGUGACAGACACUCCUGGCUUGCUGAAGAGAUGUGAUGACGACAGGAAUAAUUUGGAAAAGUUGACACUUGCUGUCCUGUCACAUUUGCCUACUGCAAUAUUAUAUGUUCAUGACCUCACUGGAGAGUGUGGAAGUUCACCUUCUGAUCAGUUUGUCAUAUACAAAGAAAUAAAGGAGAGGUUUGGCGACCAUCUGUGGCUUGAUGUUGUGUCCAAAUGUGAUCUGUUUCAAAAUUCUCCUGUAGUCUUCAUCACAGACAAUGAUAAUCCUGAUCAUGUUGAGCUGGCAAGGUACCGGAAAUUUGGACCUGAUGGAGCUAUCCAUGUAUCUGUAAAGACCGAAGAAGGGCUCAGUGAGUUGAAGGUUAAAGUGCACGAGCUGCUGACCUUGCAGAUGGAUAAGAUCAGUGAGAAAAGCAACCAAGAAAAUCUAGUUAUUACUUGAGGUUUCUAUUCUUAGGAUGCAUCAAAUUAUGGUUGAAACACAUUCAAAGUGGAAAAUUCUGACCGUUUCCGUGGAGAACAAGCUGUCUGGCUUCCAAUUAGCUCAAGAUCAUAGCAUCCAGGUUCUCAUCACUACUAAACACUGCAUCUUUAUCUCCCAUCUCAUAUGAUAAGGUGUUGAUGCAGUGAAAUGGAGCGUACAAUAUUUGUGUACUCUGAAAUUCUUUGCUAAUUGGUAUAAUACAUAUUUUCAAGUGUAUAUAUUUUAUCCA
Corylus avellana is the source of this 1699-nucleotide messenger RNA. It is a transcript of the gene PDE318, whose product is annotated as P-loop containing nucleoside triphosphate hydrolases superfamily protein. Lineage: Eukaryota; Viridiplantae; Streptophyta; Magnoliopsida; Fagales; Betulaceae. Gene Ontology annotation, molecular function: GTP binding. The record is from RefSeq and is a predicted model, not a curated record.